This is a messenger RNA of Eptesicus fuscus (big brown bat), 585 nucleotides long. RefSeq names its product nescient helix-loop-helix 2 (gene NHLH2). Lineage: Eukaryota; Metazoa; Chordata; Mammalia; Chiroptera; Vespertilionidae. The transcript has 2 exons. Gene Ontology annotation, biological process: regulation of transcription by RNA polymerase II. Gene Ontology annotation, molecular function: RNA polymerase II cis-regulatory region sequence-specific DNA binding; DNA-binding transcription factor activity, RNA polymerase II-specific; protein dimerization activity. The record is from RefSeq and is a predicted model, not a curated record. Bases 1 to 408 code for a protein of 135 amino acids.
AUGAUGCUGAGUCCAGACCAAGCCGCCGACUCGGACCACCCUAGCUCGGCGCACUCGGAUCCGGAGUCCUUGAGCGGCGCGGACGCCAAGGUGCUGGGCAACGUGUCGGACCUGGAGCCGGUGGAGGAGGCCGAGGGCGACGGCAAGGGCGGCGGCCGGGCCGCACUCUACCCGCACCCGCAGCAGCUGAGCCGCGAGGAGAAGCGCCGCCGCCGGCGUGCCACGGCCAAGUACAGGUCGGCUCACGCCACCCGCGAGCGCAUCCGCGUGGAGGCCUUCAACUUGGCCUUUGCCGAGCUCCGCAAACUGCUGCCCACGCUGCCCCCGGACAAGAAGCUCUCCAAGAUCGAGAUCCUGCGCCUGGCCAUCUGCUACAUCUCUUAUCUCAACCACGUCCUGGACGUGUAGGGGCGGGCGCGCUGCCAGAGGCUGCGGGUCUGGAUGUCGGGGGACCGAGACGGACCCGGGAGACUCGGACCAUGGAAGAAGUUAUCAACGUGUUGCGUUCUCUCGGACCAGCAGGGAGACAAGGGAAGGUUUCCUAUUCUGGAAGGACGGGAAACGCGGCCUUGCUCCAACGCCAAG